AUGGAGAAUAUGAGGCUGAUACCCAUCGUUCUUCUCGUUCUGUUCGUCGGCUCGUACUCAUCGCACCUCGCGCCUUCAAUUCUGCCGGCCCGACGUGGUCUUCUCGCCAAACCCACUCCGCCUUCUAAAACUGCACAUGGCCGCGACGUCAACGUUACCACCGCUCCAGUGACUCCGAAGGUCGUCGCCGCUGCAACUAAUGAUUCCGAAUCAAGCGGGUCGACCGCGGAUUUCAACAACACGUCAAGUGUUUCAAACACUGAAGAGAAUUCCGCCUCAACUCUCCCUCUGCGUGCUCCUGCUCAUCACGUUGACGAUAUUGGCGCGGCAGAGAAAGACGCACCCUUGAAGGGUCUGGGCGCGGGCGCUGCGGGCAAGGGCGCGGUGGAAAAGGGCGCAGCAGGCAAGGGCGCAACGGGCAAGGGCGCUGCAGGGAAGGGCGGAGCGGGAGCUACCGCAGCGGGUAAGGGCGCGGCGAACAAGGGUGCAGCAGGCAAGGGCGCGCCGGUCAAGGCCGCGGAAGGCAAGGGCGCGCCAGUAAAGGCCGCGGAAGGCAAGGGCGCGCCGGGGAAGGUCGCGGAAGGCAAGGGCGCGCUGGGCAAGGCCGCGGAAGGCAAGGGCGCGCCAGUCAAGGCCGCGGAAGGCAAGGGCGCGCCGGUCAAGGUCGCGGAAGGCAAGGGCGCGCCAGUCAAGGUCGCGGAAGGCAAGGGCGCGCCGGGGAAGGUCGCGGAAGGCAAGGGAGCGCCGGGGAAGGUCGCGAAAGGCAAGGGCGCGCCGGGCAAGGGCGCGGCGAAGAAGGGCACAGCAGGCAAGAGCGCAACAAACAAGGGCGCGACAGACAAGGGUGCAACGAACGCACAGCACGCCGCGCCACCUCACAUGGCCGCGCCGCCUCACAUGGCUACGGCUGAGGAUGUGACAAUUCACACCCUGAAGACGGCAUCGAACAAUCAUCCUGCUGGGUCGAACGCCCAGCGCGCCGCGCGUCCUCAUAUGGCGACGGCUGAGGACGUGGCGAUUGUUCACCCGGGAUCAGAAAAGGCGACGGCGAAAGCCGCAACAGUGGCUCCGAUGCGAGCGGCGGAGGGAGAAGCGCGUCCUCACAUGGCGACUGCUGAGGACGUGGCGAUCCACACCCUGAAGACGGCAUCGGAAAUUCAUCCUGCUGCGUCGAACGCACAGUCGCACCAACAAGUCGCGCGUCCUCAUAUGGCGACAGCUGAGGAUGUGGCGAUCCACACCCUGACGACGGCAUCUGCGAGUCAGAGCGCCGAGAAUCAGCCUGCUGCUUCGAUUAUGGGAGCAAGCAAGAAACCCGUGCGUCCUCACAUGGCGACGGCUGAGGAUGUGGCGAUUCACACCGUGAAGAAGGCAUUGAGCAAUCAUCCUGCUGGGUCGAACGCCCAGCGCGCCGCGCGUCCUCACAUGGCGACAGCUGAGGACGUGGCGAUCCACACCCUGAAGACGUCACCGGGCAAUCGUCCUGCUACGUCGAACGCACAAUUGCGCCAACCCAGCGCGCGUCCUCACAUGGCGACGGCUGAGGACGUGGCGAUAAUUCGCCCGGGAUCUGCUAAGACGACGGCGGCAGCGACUCUGCGCGCGGGGGAGGGAGAGGCGCGUCCUCACAUGGCGACGGCUGAAGACGUGGCGGUUAUUCACCCGGGAUCAGCAAAGGCGUCGGCGGCGGCGGUGGCGCCGAUGCAAGCAGAGGAGGGCGAGGCGACUCAUGGCUCUGGCAAGGGAGCAUCAUCCCGCGUGUCUCGCUUCAGCAACAGCCGUGGCUGGGAGCCGCGCAGCAAUCAGCGCACUGGGCUGGACAAGGCACAGCAGUUUCGCAUGGCGACAAGCAGCGAUGUGGCCAUUCACAGGAGCGGGACACAAGGUGUGGGGAGGAACCGCGGUGGGAAUGGGCUCAACAAGGCACCGCAGUUUCGCAUGGCAACAAGCAGCGAUGUGAUCCUGCCCAGGAGUGGGAAUCGAGGCACCGCCAAGGGAGCACCCUCCCGCGUGUCUCGCCUCAACAACAACAAUGUCUGGGAGCUUGAGGACAAUCAGCGCACUGGGCUGCACAAAGCACAGCAGUUUCGCAUGGCAACAAGCAGCGAUGUGGCCAUUCGCGAGAGCGGGACGCAAGGCGAGAGCCGCGGUGUGAACCAUCAGGUGGCUGGGUUCCAUAAGGCACAGCAGUUUCGCAUGGCGACGAGCAGCGAUGUGGCCAUUCACAGGAGCGGGGUGCAAGGCGCAGACCGUGGUGUGAACUAUGGGAAUCAGAGGCUGGGUGCACAAGCUGAGGGCGGCGAUUGCGAUGGUGACAACAACGGCAGCGACAACGGCGUUGACAAUGGCAGCGGCAGCGGCAGCAAUGGAGGAGGAGGGCCGAUAGAUAUCGACGCGAUCCUGGAGGUGCACAACGCAGCGCGGCGGGAGGUGGGGGUGGCGGAUCUGGCGUGGGACGACGGCGCGGCAGCAGCAGCGCAAGAGUGGGCGGACCAGCUGGCGUCCAUGGGGUGCCCGCUGCAGCACGGCGGCGCGGAGGGGCUCGGGCAGAACCUGUACUGGCGCGCGCCGGCCGCGCUGACCCCCGAGGAGGAUCGCAUGGCGGUGCAGGCGUGGGUGGAUGAGAAGGCGGAUUGGACUCCCAGCCCCGUGCCCGAGGGGUGCGCGGAGGGGCGGAUGUGCGGGCAUUAUACGCAGGUGGUGUGGGCGGGAACGACCCAUGUGGGGUGUGCGUCGGUGCAAUGCCCUGAUGGAGGUGGCAUGUGGGUGUGUGAUUACUCGCCCCAGGGGAACAUCAUUGGGUCCACUCCGUUCUAG
Messenger RNA from Closterium sp. Naga37s-1, 2817 nucleotides. The record is from the annotation of a GenBank genome assembly. Lineage: Eukaryota; Viridiplantae; Streptophyta; Zygnematophyceae; Desmidiales; Closteriaceae.